Saccoglossus kowalevskii is the source of this 3033-nucleotide messenger RNA. RefSeq names its product sodium-dependent phosphate transport protein 2B-like. Gene Ontology annotation, biological process: sodium-dependent phosphate transport. Gene Ontology annotation, cellular component: apical plasma membrane; brush border; vesicle. Gene Ontology annotation, molecular function: sodium:phosphate symporter activity. Lineage: Eukaryota; Metazoa; Hemichordata; Enteropneusta; Harrimaniidae. The record is from RefSeq and is a predicted model, not a curated record.
CUCAGCGGCAAGGUGGUAAGAAGGCAACAUAUAAAAACACGGUCACUGUUUUAGUCGGCUUCUCAGGGCAGAAGGACGCCGUGGUGGCUACACGAACACGAUGGAAACACCAGUAUACCAAAUUCCAACAUUUGCGUCAGUGAGCGUACAGACCGGCCUUGAUUGUUACGAUGACGCCGGCUUGGACGAUAAAACCGGUUUCGCCUGUGACGAGAAUAACACUGUACCACCUUCUACUGAGUUGGUCAAAGUGAUACUUGAAAAGAAAGAAGUUGAGAAAGAAGUCGAUCCUUGGGAUCUUCCUGAUCUGAAAAAUAAAGGAACACCUUGGUCAGAGUUGACAGUAUGUGGCAAGAUAAAACGUGUCAUCACCACUGGUAUCGUAAAACCUGCCCUUCUUCUUGCCCUUCUCUACCUCUUCAUCUGCUCAUUGGAUUUCCUCAGCUCUGCGUUUCGUCUCCUUGGUGGUAGAGCGGCUGGUGAAGUAAUCGGUAACAGUAUAGUUGCUACCAAUCCCAUCUGUGGCCUGAUGGUUGGAGUCCUUGCAACCGUAUUGGUUCAAAGUUCAAGUACGACGACCUCUAUAGUUGUUGCCAUGGUAGCUUCGGGAAUUAUAGAUGUAAAACCAGCUAUUCCAAUCGUGAUGGGAGCCAACAUCGGAACCUCGGUGACUAACACUAUUGUGUCUGUUUUCCAUGCUGGCGAUAGGAACGAGUUCCGCAGAGCGUUUGCUGGGGCUACCGUGCACGAUAUGUUCAACUGGUUGUCGGUGAUUGUAUUACUACCAUUGGAACUCAUAACAUCGUACCUAUAUCGACUUACUGAUCUUAUUGUUAAGAGUUUACACCUGGAAACUAACGAAGAAGUCGAAGUCGAACUAUUAAAAGUGUUGACCAAACCAUUCACCAAACUAGUUAUCCAGAUUGACAAGAAAGUGAUUACUAAUAUUGCCAAAGGUGAUAUGGACGCCGGUAAGAACAGUCUGGUGAAGGUGUGGUGUGAAAAGGGCGUGGUCACCCGAUUCGUCAACGAGACUUUUCUUGUUAAUAAGACAGAGAUAAUCGAUGGACAGAACGUGACCCAGCUGAUGAACGAUACGAGAGCGGUGGAAAAAAACGAAACAGUGUAUCUGGAAAAAUGUAACUUUCUGUUCUCCGACACCGGUCUAAAUGAUUCUCUUCUCGGUGUGAUCAUCCUGCUCAUAGCACUUGCCAUUCUCUGUAUCUGUCUGGUGCUGAUAGUUAAACUACUACAUUCUAUUCUGCGGGGCCGUAUCGCUGUCAUUACCAAGAAAGUCAUCAACUCCAACCUACCAGGGAAACUCGCCUGGUUGACUGGAUACAUCGCUAUAAUGGUUGGGGCAGGGCUGACAAUGUUGGUUCAAAGCAGUUCGAUCUUCACUUCUGCACUGACACCGUUAGUAGGCAUCGGUGUAAUUAGCGUCAACCGAAUGUACCCCUUUACUUUAGGUGCCAAUAUUGGAACUACUUUUACCGCUAUGCUCGCAGCAUUAGCUAGCUCUGGUGAUGACCUGAAUGAUGCGCUACAAAUUGCGCUCUGUCAUUUCUUUUUUAACAUUAGCGGUAUUAUUAUUUGGUAUCCAAUACCUUUCAUGCGUCGGGUGCCAAUAAAAUUGGCUAAAUUUAACGGCAACACCACAGCCAAGUACCGGUGGUUUAGUAUAUUCUAUUUGGUAUUUAUGUUCUUCGUAUUCCCCGCUGUCAUAUUUGGUCUGUCCCUUGCUGGCUGGCAAUGGAUGGCUAUUGUGGGAAUUCCCGUAGUCCUACUUUGUAUAUUUAUAUUGAUCGUCAACGUGUUACAAGUAAAAUGUCCAGGUAAGCUUCCAACGAAGCUAAAAACGUGGAAUUUCUUGCCGUUAUGGAUGCGAUCUCUGGCGCCAUUGGAUCGCAUCAUCACGAAAAUCCUGGCAAUACAUGCUUGCCGGAGGUGUCUUAAACGUUGCCAAAAACCUGCCAAAUCAAGCGUCCCACAGCUCGAAGGAGUCGAUUCACCCCAUGCCAUCGACAUAAUGGACACUGAAAUGACGAACAAAGCCAUUUACAAUACCAAUCUAUAAUAAUUGUUGUGUAUAACGAAAAUAGCGAGUACAUGAAUUACUGGCUUUAAGUCAUCGUAUUUCACGGGAGAUUAUAUCUCGUUUGUCAUAUUUUAUGCAAGAUUCUACCCUCUCUUCACAUUCUCUGUUUAGAAACCACGUGUUUCAAAGAAACCAUAAUCUUCUAUAAUUUAACAAGUUGUUCAGGAGACUGAUGGUAGCGUAUUAUUUCCUAAACUCGAUUCUUCGUGAUACGUGACCAUGUUGCCGCGAUUGGGGGACGCAGACGACAAUUUAUAAAAUAACCUGAAAUUUGACAAGCUUGGCAAGGAUUGUUUUAAAGUUGGCUUUUCUGAACACAAACCCAACGCUUGUGAGUCGGAUACUCGCAUUCGCUCUGAUAUUAGUGCCAAGCUAUGUCUGCCAAGUAUCGCGGGUUAACAACACAAACGCACAAUCCUUACACUGUUUCAUAAUUGAAUAUUUAUGUAAAUAUACAAUUAUCAUACUCUCGCACUAGUCGGUGCUACAUUGAUAAAAUACGAGAACUGAAAUGUAUUUCAAGAACAACGUUUUCUGAAUUGUGCAUCGAAAUAAUUUGUUAAACAAAAUUACGAUAUUAGUUUUUGUAAGAGUUUAUUUAUUCCAGACAAUUUAUUUAUGACGACUUCAUGGUCAUUUUUUUAAAGAGCUAUGUAACCUUUGAUUGAGCGAUUCGAAUCUGAUACUCCGAAUUAGGUAAAUGCUCGAAAUGUGCGUUUUUCUUUCAACAAAUAUGUUCACAAAUAAUCCAAGGCUGGACACUGUAAGAAGUGGGGGAACUGGCUUCAAAGAAUGGCGUUCGAGCCAUCGCCAGAAUUUUGCAGUGGAUGUCUGAGAUACAAAUUCAAGUUUGCAUAAUUUGUGUGGAUAUGAUUUCAUUUGUAUAGUAUGUUUUCAGUCUCUGAUCAUGUACAGUAAAGAACAUUUUAAAAAAA